GGUCUUUGCAGAUAGAUUUUAUCCGAAGUUAAAUAGCAGGCGCUCGUCGCUCCCUCGCCAAUAAGUCAUUUUUAAUAGAGACAAAUCGUCCUGGACGCCCCGGAGCGCCGGUGCCGCCGCUCCUGCCCGCGCCCCCCGCCGAAGCGGAGCGGGCAGCCCUGGCAGCUCCCUCCUCCCGCUGGUGAGAGCUCUGCUUGUUCUGUAAAGUGGAUGUCAGGUGGAUCUAUGUUCUGGAAGGAACAAAGAGGCAGCGAAGGCAGCGCGGGGGAAGUUUGAGCGGCGAGGAUGCAGGCUGUGUACUGGUACGCGGUCCUUCUGCUGCAGCCCACCCUUUACCUGGUUACCUGUGCAAAUUUAACAAAUGGAGGGAAAACAGAACUUCUAAAAUCAGGAAGCUCCAAAUCCACACUAAAGCACAUAUGGACAGAAAGUAGCAAAGACUUGUCCAUCAGCCGACUGCUGUCACAGACUUUUCGUGGAAAGGAAAAUGAUACAGAUUUGGACCUGCGAUAUGAUGCCCCAGAAACUUAUUCUGAUCAAGAUCUCUGGGACUGGCUGAGGAACUCCACAGACCUGCAAGAGCCUCGGCCCAGAGCAAAGAGACGGCCCAUUGUCAAGACUGGGAAAUUUAAGAAAAUGUUUGGCUGGGGAGAUUUUCAUUCCAACAUCAAGACUGUGAAGCUAAAUCUGUUAAUAACCGGGAAAAUUGUUGACCAUGGCAAUGGGACAUUUAGUGUUUACUUCAGGCAUAACUCCACUGGUCAAGGGAAUGUAUCUGUGAGCCUAGUGCCCCCUACAAAAAUAGUGGAAUUUGACUUGGCACAACAGACGGUGAUUGAUGCCAAAGAUUCCAAGUCCUUUAACUGUCGAAUCGAGUAUGAAAAGGUUGACAAGGCUACCAAGAACACACUCUGCAACUAUGACCCUUCAAAAACCUGUUAUCAGGAGCAGACCCAGAGCCACGUGUCAUGGCUCUGCUCCAAGCCCUUUAAAGUAAUCUGUAUUUACAUUUCCUUUUAUAGUACAGAUUAUAAACUAGUACAGAAGGUGUGUCCUGAUUACAAUUACCACAGUGACACACCCUACUUCCCAUCAGGGUGAGGACCAACACGUGUCUGAGACUGAAGCCUGGGGAAUAAAAAAGGUCGUAUGACAAGGCUGUAACCUCGAGGAGGAAGGCCACAUCUAUUGCCUGGAAUGUGUCUGCCUACUGCUGCUGAUGUCAAAUGGCUACAAAUAUGUUAGUGGAAAACAAUCUAAUGUAAUUUUUGCCCAGUCAGCUCCAUGUAGCAGUCUAGUUUUAAAUCACUAUGGAUUUGAAAUAAAACCAUACACAUAUACCGAGACACACACUCUUUUCAUCUCACAUCUAUUGAGAUUCCUGUUAAGAGAGCUUUCAUUUUCUGAUAUGUAAGGUUUCCGAGUAGUCUGUCAUCAAACAAAAUGGAUUAAAUAGAUAGGGAAUGGUUUCUAAUUCAGACUGUUAUGGAAAUCUCUUUGAAAGUCCCUUGGGUACACACCAAUCAAUAAUCCCCACGCAUGCAUUCUAUUGCUUGGAGUAGCUGUACUGGUAAAUACUACUGUAGGAGUAAACACUUGUUAAAAUGGGAAAAUUGUGUGUCUAGAGUUCAGUAUUCCUUACUAUAUGAACACAGCAAAGCAUUGUGACUUUUUUCCAGCAUACAGUAGGCACAUUCGAGGUUGUGUUAGGUGGCUUUUUUUCCAUGGAGCAAGCCUGUUAUUAGUAAAGAUGGGCAAACAUUUGGAAUUUACAUGUGGGUAGACAUUCUGUUUUCAUGUUUAUCUGACUCUUUAAUCUCUGAUUCUUUAAACCUGAUUGAGUUCAGGCCAGCUAAGGUACUUAAAAAUUCUGCUACUGAUCAUUAAGAAGGAAAAUGCUUGGUGGAGAACAUGUAAGUUAUAAGUGGCUGUCUUAUCUUUAUUACAAAAUAUUGUAACAAAUUCAAUAUCCUAGUCUUCAUUUGUAUGAAUGGUUUGUAUUGUACAUAAUUUAACCAGUGUUAUUUGAGCUGCUUAUUAAUAUUAACUUGUAAUUGUCUCUCUGCUUGUUAUUGGUUACAAACAAUCAAGGAAAUGAGGAAUCCGUUUUAUCAAUGUAGCUGUAAACUCCAUUAAAAGACAGAACUAUGUACAAAGCAUUUAUUCAGCUAAAGUCUUGUUGAAAGCUAUACAUAUACAACAUUACAGUCUGUCUGUAUUUAGAUAUUUUCUUUCCAGAGAAAAAAGUGAACUGUACAUAAAAAUAAAAAAUCUUAAAGUUGAGUUUCAA
Melopsittacus undulatus (budgerigar) is the source of this 2290-nucleotide messenger RNA. RefSeq names its product neurexophilin 1 (gene NXPH1). Gene Ontology annotation, molecular function: signaling receptor binding. The record is from RefSeq and is a predicted model, not a curated record. The coding region runs from base 286 to 1101 and encodes 271 amino acids. Lineage: Eukaryota; Metazoa; Chordata; Aves; Psittaciformes; Psittaculidae. The transcript has 3 exons.